AUGGGAGAUUCAGUAAAGGGUGACGUUGCUACGAAUUUGAAGCAGAUGAGAAUCUCCGCACGAGAACAACAAAACAUCCAAAAUCAGUUGCUUUUGCAGAAAACAAUCACGGAUUACUCCUCAGACAACUUUGGGUAUCUGCCAAAUUUUGAUUUCGUGCUGCCAGUUAGGACGUGGGUGGAAAUUAAAGACUUGAAUUCUCAUGUUGACUCCAACGUUUGGAUUCGUGGCAGAGUGCAUGAAGUGAGAGGAAAGGGUGCGCUAUGUUUCCUUAUUUUGAGGCAACAGAAUGAGCUUUUGCAGUGUGUAGUUGAUAGCAAGAGUGAGGGCAACUCCAAGGAUAUGGUUAAGUGGGCGGCAUCGCUACCCGGAGAGUCUAUUGUUGAUGUGUUUGGCAAGGUUGUGGUUCCGAACGCUCCCAUUUUGUCAACUACUGCAUCAUGUGAAUUGCUGGUUUCCAAGGUUGUUUGCAUUAGCAAGGCGAUAUCUACAUUACCAUUCCUCAUUAGAGAUGCCAACAAUACCGAUAAUGAGGAGGCUCUGCAAAACCCAAGUGUGAUUAGGGUUAACCAGGAUACGAGACUUGACAAUCGGGCUCUCGACCUUCGCUCCUUUAUGAAUUCGGUGAUAUUCAAGAUUCAGUCUCAAGUUUGUCAAUUGUUUAAAAGCUUUCUAACGUCGCAUGGGUUUAUUGAAAUCCAUACCCCAAAAUUGCUUGGAGGAUCAAGUGAAGGUGGAGCUAGUGUGUUCAAGCUCAAGUAUUUCGAUAGUGAUGCAUGUUUGGCUCAAUCUCCUCAAUUGUACAAACAAAUGGCAAUAUGUGGUGAUUUGAAUCGCGUAUUUGAAAUUGGCCCAGUGUUCCGUGCUGAAAAUAGCAAUACACAUCGACACUUGUGUGAAUAUGUUGGAAUGGAUUUGGAGAUGGCCUUCAAGGACACAUACAUGGAGGUUGUAGAUCUCGUUGAUUCUCUGCUAAAGAACAUUUUUGGAGGUUUACAGGAAACAUGCAAAAAGGAACUUGAAUUUUUCCAAAAGAACAAUCCAUCCAUUAAGCCCUUUACAUGGUUGGAAUCAACUCCAAAAUUCACCUUUAGGGAGGCUGUGGAUAUUUUGAGAACUAGCGAUGUGGCCUCUGAGAUUCCACAGGAUAUUUCUGAUUACGAUUUUUCUACGGAGCACGAAAAGUUGCUGGGUAAACUUGUGAAGGAAAAGUUCAAUACAGAUUACUAUAUUGUUUACGAAUAUCCACUAAAUGCCAGGCCAUUUUACACGAUGCCUUUUGAAAGGGAUGGACUCAAGCUCUCAAACAGCUAUGACUUUUUCAUGCGCGGAGAGGAAAUUCUUUCUGGAGCCCAAAGAAUUCACGAUUCUAAUGCGUUGGAGCAGCGUGCAAGGGAUUGUGGAAUUGAUGUAAAAACCAUUCAAUCGUAUGUCGACGUAUUCAAGUAUGGUGCUCCUCCACAUGCUGGUGUUGGUAUUGGCUUGGAACGUGUGGUUAUGUUGUUUUUGGGACUUGGUAAUAUAAGAAAGACUUCAAUGUUCCCUAGGGAUCCGAAGCGUUUGACCCCUUGA
Theileria equi strain WA is the source of this 1572-nucleotide messenger RNA. Its product is annotated as aspartyl-tRNA synthetase, putative. Bases 1 to 1572 code for a protein of 523 amino acids. The record is from RefSeq and is a predicted model, not a curated record. The transcript is spliced from 7 exons. Gene Ontology annotation, cellular component: cytoplasm; cytosol; aminoacyl-tRNA synthetase multienzyme complex. Gene Ontology annotation, biological process: aspartyl-tRNA aminoacylation. Gene Ontology annotation, molecular function: ATP binding; aspartate-tRNA ligase activity; RNA binding. Lineage: Eukaryota; Apicomplexa; Aconoidasida; Piroplasmida; Theileriidae.